GAUGCCGGGAACGAAAUCUUGUCAAGCCUUCACGACAUCCAUGUUGUCCUCACUUCCUCCAGAGCUACUUUAUAAGGUUGGACUUGAGACUACGCGACUUGAGGACAGGAAAAGUCUUCGCAGGACUUGCUCCUUGUUUGCAGAGAUCUUCAGAGCUCAUGUCCUGGCUGAAGUGACACUAAAUAUUCACGGAGAUAAACUGGAUCCCGGUAUCAGCUUGUUACAAGCCCUUGUCGACGAUCAGGAUUCAAAGUCGGGCCUUGCUAAAUUCAUCAAAACCCUCUGUAUUGAGUCACUUUCGCCGUCUUAUUCUCUCGAAUCUGAGCGGGAAUUUGAAAGGAAGCAGGGAGAGUGUAGAAUUUCGUAUCAUGCGGAAACCCUAAAGAGGUCUUGGGUGAAGACUGAGUCGGACAUAGUUUCCAUAGCAGAGAGGAAGUUGCAGCUGUUGCUAGAACCUGCUCUAAAGUCUUUGUCUUGUCUACGGUCAAUCAGAUGGCAAUGGCUUGGAUGGAAGGAAUCUAUAUGGACGUUGAAUGCCGUAGUGGCAUCAUUAUCGAAUAUUCACAAUAUCGAAGAUUAUGCAUUUCAUUAUGAACCCCCAAGUCAUUCACGUUUCCCGCCUCUCCCACCGUUCCCAGAUUUUGGCCGAUUGCAAAAAAUCUCUAUAUCUGGGACUUUCUUCAAUAGCUCCAUAACGUCCCUCAUCGAUCGACUAUCUCUGCCAUCAACAUACCUCACAACACUGAGACUAUUUCGGGAAAGGUCGUACCAUCGUUUCUUCCAUCUGAAUGCCGUUGUCCCUCCUACAAUACUUAACCUCAGCCUUGCCGGAUUCAUGCUUGACUUCUCUCAGAUCGUCCACGGUAAUCUUACCUCACUGGAACUUGGUGAUGUCUACAGUCCCGGUACGCAGAACUUGGACACAAAACUGAACGCGCUUUGGAUUUCACUUUUGGCUCAGGACAUCCGUCUCCAGAGUCUCAUCCUAUCAAGUUCGGCCACCGAAUUCACUGAUGGGUUCUUUAAUUACCUUCAGUCCUAUCGUGGGCUUGAGGUCCUCUCAUUCCGAGGUCCAUGGGCUUAUAGCGAGGUGGAAUACGACGACGCUGCAAAUAGGUUCUACAGAGAUGUUUUACCAAUGCAUGCAGAUUCGCUUGUGAAGCUAGAACUGAGGGUGGUGUUUGAGAGCAGGUGGUGUUUCGGAGAGCACAAUGUCGAGGCGUUUCGGAGAUGCAGAAAAUUGAAAAGCCUUUGGGUCAAAAUAAAUCAUAGAGGACUCGAAGAGGACCCAACACCUUACAAACCAGAUAUAUACGCUGACAACAAUUCACCACUCAGAACACCUUUUCCAAACUCUGUGCAUCUCUUACUCAAAAUGAUCUCGUCCUAUAUUCCAGAUCUUGAGAGACUCACCAUCGAACCUGCGCGAAACCCUGAGUGGGCACAUCACCGUGGAGAUGGGAUCUGGCUCUUGGGAGCGAAAUUUUGCUUGGGGAUUCGACGACGUCUGCAUGCUUCAGUCCGAAGUUUUGUUGCUUGGGAUUCAUCGUCUACUAACAGUGUAAGUGGAGAUGUGCGAAAUUGGGUGAGGAUGUAUGUCGGGAAUGAGAAAGUAAUUGUUCCAGUCCAGAUUCCAAGUCACCGUAACGGUAUGGUUUCUUUCAAAAAGAAGUCGGCGCUUCCAGCGUCGAUUCUGCAAAAAGUUAUCAGAAGAACAAAAAGCAUAAUCACAGUAUAGAAACGGCCACAAAAUACUGCAACUUAGUAUACUUAGUCCUGAUAGUACAUACAUAUUUUGAAAAAUGUAACAUGCAUCCG
Molecule: messenger RNA, 1818 nt
Organism: Lentinula edodes (shiitake mushroom)
Lineage: Eukaryota; Fungi; Basidiomycota; Agaricomycetes; Agaricales; Omphalotaceae
Exons: 4
Source: RefSeq, a predicted model, not a curated record